AUGCCACGUCAGAUUACUGUAAUCGUUUUAGCAGGGGUUGCAUUGAUUUUGGGCGCCAAUGCAGCGCAAACCGAUCCACCAACGACCUGCGUAGAAUUUGGCGGAACGUGUGACCAGAAUCGUCGUUGCUGCGGUGAAAGUCUCAAGUGCGACCGGUCAAAUACUGCCGGGAGAUACGAGUGCAAAAAAAAAGCAAAACUGGGUGACUCGUGCCAAAAACCAUUUCAGUGCAUUGACAUUGCGCACUCCGUAUGUUCGAAAAAGAUGUGCGUGUGUCGACUAAAGAACGUUAGAGUUAGCGACUACGCCUGCGCCCCAAUCUUGAAUGGCUUUUGUUGGAAAAACGAGACCUGCAUGACGGAGAAUUCAAUGUGCAUUGAUAAUGAGUGUCAAUGCAAAGACGGAUUCUUAGCCGAGGCCAACGAGUGUCUGCCAGUUGUAAUUGGAUCAAAAUGCAGUGACGAUGCAGCGUGCGCAAGUGUCAAAUUCGCAGAGUGUUCUUCAAACAAAAGUUGUGUCUGCUCACAAAACGCGAUUGCAAUCAAUGGAAGGUUGUGCUCAGUACGUUUGGGAGAAACUUGUCAAACUAACGAAGAUUGUGCUGCCGUCAAAUCUUGGUGCGAUGACAAUAAGUGUCAAUGCAAAGAUCAACAUUUUGCCUACUCUGAGAUUGAAUGUAGACUCGCCUUCAUAGCAAUACCUUGCAAUGCAGAAAGUCACUGUCGUGCUCAUAUCAGUGACUCAUACUGCAUUGACGGAACCUGUCAAUGUAAACGAAAUUACUUGCUGACGAACGGAAAUGCAUGCUUCCCAGUGGCAACCUCGUAUUGUUCAACAACCGAUGUAUGCUCGGACCUUAAUUCUAUUUGUAUUGACAAUCGGUGUAAAUGCAGGACCAGCUAUGUGAUGCGGGAGUCAAAAUGUUUGCCACAACAAUUGACGGGACAAUGCAGUCAAAAUUCAGACUGCUCUGAAGUGACUUUUGCGGUGUGUUUAAAAAACGAAUGCGCUUGUCCAAACGAAUUCUUUAGUGUCAAUGCAACAGCCUGCGCAAAAGCUCUUGGUGGAAGCUGUAUUACCGAUAAAGAUUGUGCUGUCAGAUUCUCUCAUUGUUUUGAACAAACUUGUCAAUGCAGUCGAGAUUACAUACAAUAUUCCAAGAGUCAAUGCGUUGCAACGGAACUAAGGGCGACUUGUUUUGACAUAAGCACUUGCAAUCUGAUAAGAAACGCGCAUUGCUUUGAGAAUCAAUGCAGUUGCAAGGACAACUAUGUUGAAAUAAAUCCAUUCACAUGCUCUCCAUUGCUCAACGCCAUCUGCUCCAAAGACCAGGAUUGCGUUCCCGCGAAUUCGGUCUGCAUUGAUCAUAACUGUCAAUGCGAGUUCAGUUACUUCCCGAAGUCCAACUACACGUGUGUCUUAACGUACCUGGAACAGCGAUGCAGAAUUGACAAGGACUGCAUUGAAAUUCCCUUUGCAAAGUGUUCUGACGCUGGAAAAUGCAUCUGCCAUCAGAAUUACGUGCGAACUGACCCAACAACUUGUUCGCCAACUUUAGGAGGUUACUGCGCAAACAACAGGGAGUGUGUCACUGUCAAUGCAGAGUGUUCCGGAAACCGAUGUCGCUGCUCCGCAGAAUACACGCAGCGCUCUGAUGAUCUCUGCGUACCUGUGUUCCUGGGUCAGAAGUGUGACAUACACGACGAUUGUAAUAAAAUAUUAAACGGUGGGUGUUUCAACAAAAAAUGUCAAUGCAGGCAAGGGUACACAAAAUUCGACUGGGAGAAGUGCUUGCCCCUGAUUGGCGCAAGCUGCACGGAACAUAAGGAGUGUGCUGUCUACAAUUCGAACUGUGUUAACAAUACGUGUCAAUGCUUGGAGACUUAUAUUCCGCAGACUCAGUCCCAGUGUCUGCCGACUAGCCUUGACGUCAUUUGCUACAGUAUAGAUGACUGUCAAAUUAUGAAUACACACUGUUCAAGGUUUCAAUUCUGCACUUGUAAUAAACAUUAUAUCACCCUGGACAGUAAAUCGUGUGUUCCUAUCCUGGGAGCAUAUUGUGUUGUAGACGCAACCUGCACCAAUGAUAAUUCUGCCUGCGUUGACAAUAAGUGUCAAUGCAGCCAAGGUUUUAUCCCAGGGCUUUACAAUGAUUGCGUAUUAGCCACGUUAGGCGGUGCCUGUGCAACAGAUCGUGAUUGUAAGAACAUACUCAAUGCAAUUUGCAUUGACAAGAUUUGUGUGUGCAAGCCCGACACAUUUGCAUUGACCCCGUCAGCUUGUACCCACUUGUUGAACAACAAGUGCUUGUCUUCCGCCGAUUGCGGCGUCGACGCGUCGCACUGCUUUGAAAAUAAGUGUCAAUGCAUGCCUCAGUGGGCGGCAGUUACUGAUACGAUGUGUGCAAAACGUUCUACGUUGUUUUAUUGUGACAAAACAAUUGAUUGUGGCGGAUCGUGGAACUCAAAGUGUUCCCAGAACAGAUGUGUCUGCAAUGCAAAUCAUAUUGCUGUCAAUGAACUGACUUGCUUACCGACUCUGGGCGGAAAUUGCUGGAGAGAUGAUCAAUGUAAGACGGAAAACACACACUGCAACGACUUUAAAUGUCUAUGCAAGCCCGGUUUUGUUUCUGUGGCUAUGAAUAUGUGUGUCGCAAGUUGA
Molecule: messenger RNA, 2661 nt
Organism: Cotesia congregata
Lineage: Eukaryota; Metazoa; Arthropoda; Insecta; Hymenoptera; Braconidae
Source: the annotation of a GenBank genome assembly